AUGGAUGGACGCGGUAGGAAGCGGUAUACUUUGGCCGAAAUCCACGCUCAACUUUUUGAUGACGGCGGGAAUGAGACAGAGGAUGAUGCGGUGUCCGAAGCUGACAGUACCGACUCAGCGCUUCAGGCGUUUGAGGACGGCAUAGAUGUCGUCCUCGAUUUUGAGGAGACAUCUGACUCGGAUGAUGGGAACACAUCUGAUGACCCUUUGGAAGGGACUUCAACUGCCCCACACCCAGCUGCCUCUCCAACUCCUCCAGCUGCCUCUCCAACUCCUCCAGCUGCCUCUCCAACUCCUCCAGCUGCCUCUCCAACUCCUCCAGCUGCCUCUCCAACUCCUCCAGCUGCCAGCAGUGUGCGCAUGAGUGGCAGGCGCCGUGAUCUCCACCCUGCUCCAACUCCAUGCCCUCCUCCAGUUAGUCGUGGUGCUAGGCGUGGUAAGCGCCCCUCAAAAGCCUCUGCUCCAACUCCAUGCCCUCCUCCACCAAGCCGUGGUGCUACGAGUGGUAAACGCACCUCACAAGCCCCUGCCUCAACGCCAAGCCGUCCUGCGAAGCGUGCAUCCCUGGGUCCACCGCCGCAGGACUCCGACUUCUGGCGUGAUGCAACGAGUGAAGACGUGGAGCCUCCACCGUUGCCAUUUCGACCCAGGCGCCCUCCAGGACCACAGCUGGACCCUCAGGUAGACUACCGGCCGCUUGACCUGUUCUUAUUGUUUUUCAGCAAGGACGUGGUUAGGACCCUGUGCAGGCAUACCAAUCUCCAUGCUGCAAAAAGGGCUGCACAAGGACGAAAGAGGAAGUGGGUCGACAUAGAGCCGGAGGAGAUGUACCGCUUCAUCGGAUUGGUCAUCUACAAGGGAUUGAUGAAGUUGCCAGAGAUGCGGGACGGAUGGAGGAAGGACCGCCUUCACAGUUUUCCCUUCCCUGCAUCCGUCAUGCCAGGGUACAGAUACGAGGUAAUCUUCUCAACCCUUCACAUGAGUGACCCGGCUGUUGAUGCAGCAAAUGAUCAGCUGAAGGGCCAGCCUGGGCACGAUGGCCUCUGCCGCCUCAGGCCGCUGCAUGAUGACCUCCUGACGGCGUGCAGGGCUUACUUCCACCCGCUCCAGAACCUCUCAGUGGAUGAGAGGAUGGUAGGCACCAAGUCCCGGAUCGGGAUGAAGAUGUACAGCAAGGACAAGCCAACAAAGUGGGGGUUCAAGCUGUUUGUCUUGGCUGACAGCUCGAAUGGCUAUACGUGCCACUUCUCGAUUUAUGAGGGGAAGGCAAGGGCACCAUCUGGGCAGGGCCUCAGUUAUGAUGCUGUUGUAGAGUUGGUCCAUGUCCCGUCCCUGGGCACAGGGUACAACGUGUAUGUGGACAACUUUUACACCAGCUCAAAGCUGUUCCUCCACCUCCAUGGCAUGAACUAUGGCGCCUGUGGGACGAUCCGGGAGAACAGGAUCGGGUUUCCGCGCACACAGUGGAAUGCCAUGCCGAAGAAUGCAGCCCGUGGAGAGCUGCGUUGGAUUCGGGAUGGUCCACUGCUGUUCGUGAAGUGGAGGGACAGCCGGGACGUCACGAUGUGUUCCACCAUCCACAAGGCCUACGGGGGGCAGACCGUGAAGCGUCGAGUCAAGGACCGGAACACAGCCGCGUGGAGCAUUCGGGAAGUCCCUGUGCCGGAGCCGGUGAAGGCGUACAACAAGUUCAUGGGAGGAGUGGACUUGAGUGACGCCCUCAUCAAGUACUACACCGUGACCCACAAGACACGGAGGUGGUACAUGAAGCUGUUCCUCCACUUUGUGGAUAUUGCGGUUGUGAACAGCUUCAUCCUGCACAAGGAGACCGCACUGGCCCAGGGGGAGACGCCGCUGACCCAGAAAUCCUUCAGGGAAUUUCUGUGCCUGGAGCUGGCUGACUUCGGCAAGCCACAGCCCGACCCACCAGCAGAGACUUCCAGUGCAGAUGUGUCUGCUGAAGCCACUGGUGAGACACCGCAAGCCCAGGCAAUGUCUUCCUGCCAAUGUCUCCCUGUUCCGGUUGUGGAUCAGCUGUCCUCUGAUCCACACCUCAAGGCGACACAAGGGAGGAGAAAGUGUGUGCUCUGUGGCAUGAAGACAAUGUUCAAGUGCAAGGCUUGCCAGGUUGCACUGUGCAUUAUUGUGGACAGACUCUGCUUCACCACAUGGCACGAGCAGAAGAGCACACACUAA
Molecule: messenger RNA, 2196 nt
Organism: Engraulis encrasicolus (European anchovy)
Lineage: Eukaryota; Metazoa; Chordata; Actinopteri; Clupeiformes; Engraulidae
Product: piggyBac transposable element-derived protein 4-like
Exons: 2
Coding region: 1-2196 (731 amino acids)
Source: RefSeq, a predicted model, not a curated record